Rotaria sp. Silwood1 is the source of this 236-nucleotide messenger RNA. The record is from the annotation of a GenBank genome assembly. NCBI's taxonomy places the organism in Eukaryota, Metazoa, Rotifera, Eurotatoria, Philodinida, Philodinidae.
AUGUUGUUACCUGCUAUUGGCCACUUUGUUAACGGUAGUCAAAUUCGAACAAACACUGGAACACCAACAAACAUCUCGUUUUUUACAACAAUUAUUGGGUAUCCAAGCGUAAAUAAAUCAAGUGCAACAGAAGCAAUUCUGAAUGCAUGUCUUGCUAUUGAAAAACAUAUUGGUAUUGUAGGAUUAGACCCCAAGGGUCUAGGGUUAAAAUAUUUCGCGGGUUGGAUGUUCUUUGG